GCGGUGCUGAACGCAGCCUCUCCACCGCAGGCUCGCCGCCAUCGCCGCGCUCGGCUUACCGCCGCUCCAUUGCGCACUCGCGCGCAUCCGAUGCCGGCUCGGUGAUCGACUACGACUCGCCACGCCAGUCCUCGUCGCGCACGGCCGGGCGUGCCUCCAAGGUCGCCUCAUCCUCGCGAGCCUACGACGACUCUCCGGAGGACGACGACGAGCCGCUGGACUUUGGCGACCACCCCUCCUUUGACCUCAGCGCCAUGGCCGGUGAUGACGACGCGGCCGCGGCGCCUUCAGACGCCGGCUCGGCAGACGAGACGAUGCGGCUCCCGCGAGCGCCCGCUGCAGGCUUGGCCGCUCGGCGUGCGGCGCAGGAGCGGACACAGCUGGGCCACCGCAGCGUGCGCGAGGCGAGCACUGAGUCUGCGGCGGAGCUCAGCGGCGAGCUGCUCGAGGAGAUCAUCGAGCCGGACGUGGGCGAGGAGGCGCUCGAGUACACGUCGGCGGGCCAGUGGGAUGUGCACGAGGCGCGCAAGGGCUCGUCCGUCUCGCCCGUCAAGGGCAAGACGAGCAAGAAGGCCGCAGCGGUGGGCGACGAGACCGACGCGCCAGCCCGUCCGCGCGCCCGGCCAAAGGCCGGCAAGAGCGCUGCGAAGGCCAGCAGCAGCGCGCCCGCCAAGGCUCGCGCGCCAGCAAAGGGCAAGAAGCGCGCCGUCGAGGAGUCGGACUCGUCCGGCUCAGAGUACGAUGCCGCGCCACCGCUGCGCGUCGAGAAGCGCACCGUGCAGCGCACCAAGGCCACGGGCGGCAAGCGCGGCCCGACGAGCGUGGUGCAGCAGCAGGUGGUGGAGCGCAUCCCCUCCGCCUACCACCGCGGCACGAGCGAGGAGAGCGAGGGCGGCGUGCGCCGCAGCGGGCGCUACCGCUACCAGCCGCUCGAGUACUGGCGCGGCGAGCGUGCGCGCUUCGGGCGGCCCUCGAUGCCGGCGGUGCGCGAGCACGCCGAGGACGAGGAGCCCAUCGACGGCGAUGCGUUCGAGCGCCUGCCGGGCAAGAGCUACGGCGCGCCGCCCGUGCCCGUGCUCAAGGAGAUUGUGCGCAUCCCGCGCGCCGAGGGCGAGGGCACGUUUGCCGGCAUGAAGCGCCCGCGUGCCAAGUCGGCCGUGCCGGCGGGCGGCAACAAGCCCGUCGUCAAGCGGCGCAAGGCGGGCUCGGUGGAUGAGGAGGUCGAGUUUGAACUCGACCCCACGGCGCCAACGGUGCACCCCGAGGACGGCUGGGACAAGGACACGGAGCCGCACGGCCUCGUGUGGGACGUCGAUGCGGAGAGCGAGGUGUCACGACGCAUCGUCUGCACCUCGUCGCAGGUGCGCCCGCGCACGGCCUUCAACAACAGCUUCGCCUUCGAAAAGGUCUUUGGCGUCGAUGAGUUCAUGGCCGCCGGCGUGCUCGACAUUCCCGUCGGCGGCUCAAAGCCGACGAAGCCGACCAAGGACAACAACUACGUCUUCGUCGUCAUUGAGGGCGCAGUCCGCGCACGCGUGCAUCGCACGAACUUCCACCUGGCGCCCGGCGGCAUCUUUCUCGUUCCCAAAGGCAACACGUACAGCCUCGAGAACAUCUGCCAGCGGCCGUGCCGCAUCUUCUUCAGCCAGGCGCGCAACACUGCUGCGCUCGCGCCGGCUGCUGAGGCACACACCGGCUGAGCGCAGCCAGCGUGCCUGUGCGCCCGCUUUCUGUCUCCCUCUUCCCCCUCUGCUCCCGUCUUUCGUCACCUCUGGACGCGCUGACCAUAUAUCCCAUGCUCCACUGAGCGCGCAAUGCACCCAUGCGCCAUCUCGCCCCUCACGCUCAGCCCU
This is a messenger RNA of Tilletiopsis washingtonensis, 1853 nucleotides long. RefSeq lists its product as hypothetical. Gene Ontology annotation, biological process: kinetochore assembly; spindle attachment to meiosis I kinetochore; attachment of mitotic spindle microtubules to kinetochore. The record is from RefSeq and is a predicted model, not a curated record. The coding region runs from base 255 to 1700 and encodes 481 amino acids. The transcript has 4 exons. Lineage: Eukaryota; Fungi; Basidiomycota; Exobasidiomycetes; Entylomatales. Gene Ontology annotation, cellular component: kinetochore. Gene Ontology annotation, molecular function: centromeric DNA binding.